Messenger RNA from Amoebophrya sp. A25, 1879 nucleotides. The record is from the annotation of a GenBank genome assembly. NCBI's taxonomy places the organism in Eukaryota, Dinophyceae, Syndiniales, Amoebophryaceae.
GUUGGUUCAGGUUCAUCUUGGGUAAUGUAUAAAGAUAGAUUAGUAGACAGCUGCACAAAAAUGCCGCGCAUUCCGGUCCGCAUGAUAACAAACCCAGCGCAAGCAUGGGCCACUGCGCAGCAACUGCAGAAGUGCGCAAAGGUUGUUGGCGUCGACUGCGAAGGUGUCGCUCUGGGCCGGUUUGGACAAUUGUGCACCUUACAACUCUUUGUCAUUUCGCCCGCAUCCAUCACCAAUCCUUCAAAGCUGUCAGCACCCAAGACCUCCUCCGAGACUGCGCUACAGCAGCCUUGUUCUUAUUUGGUCGACGCGCUCGGGGGGCAAGAGGUGAUGAGAGCCUUCGUUGGCCUGUUUGCGGAUAAGAGCGUGAUUAAAGUGUUGCACGACUCUCGGGAGGAUGCGGCUGCGCUUCGGAAUCAAUUUGGUUUCGAAAAAAUGCACUCUGUUUUUGAUACCCAAGUAGCUCACAGCCUUCUGAAACCAGAUGAUUUGCAUGCAGGAUUCCAGGAUGCGUUGGAACUUUACUCCAGAGAGGGAGAGCGAGAUAAAAUUGAAUCUCGCACGAGUACCGAUUCGGAACCGAAUUACCUGCGCGAAGUGAAAGAAAAAAUGAGCAACGACGACCACCUGUGGAGACGACGUCCCUUGACAACGGAGCUGAUACGCUAUGCAAUGCACGGGUGUCAUCGCCUCCGCGACCUAUUUUACCGGCAAUUAGAGUGCGCUGCGAGCCGGAGCCCUGACGAUAAGAGCUUCGCUCUAGACGAAGAGGCGACGCGUAAAGACUUCAAUGCCAAAAAUGAGGACCAUACUGUUUUUGAUCACGACGAACAGAUGAAAAGUCUGAAUAUCAAUUGCGGACACCUCUUUCGAGGGGACGUCGACGAGAAAGUGAACCAAAAGCGUGAACGGACAGCAUUGUCACGAGCAGAAUUUGUUGAUGCUGUGAUCAGACGGUCCGAACACCAUAUCCAUUACGGAGGUAUGAACCUGGAGUUUGCCAAGGCAGCCGAUGCCGCUAAAAUUGGAACACAUUUAUGGGGGCUGUGCUGUGCCGUUACCAGUCGUGGAAUGUAUUUCAAGCUAAAUCUCGGUCGCACUGGCAUUUGUUGCACUCCCUCGGCCCUGGGUCGUUUUCGCGACGUGCGUGUGGGGGACGCCGUCCGCUGCACGGUGGCUGGCGUGAGCAUUGGGGGGAACUUCCUCUAUUUGGAUCGUUACGACCCUGACUGGCACUACUACGACAGAAGAGAGCGACCAGUAGAUACGGAAAGCGGGCAAACCUGCUUCUUCGGCCGCGAAAGGAGGCAUUCGCCAAGUAUUUUGAGCCCAGACUUAGACAUUGAUCCGCUACUAAUGCGUGAAGCAGAGGACGACGACCAGCGUAAUGAAAUGGCGAUGAGCAUUAACUCACUAGCAGAGUAAUUAAAAGCAUGGAUUUUCGCUUGUUCUUCUUGUUGUACAAUAGAGCCUGAAGAUGUGACAUGGAUCGAUCUGUUGAGUUAUUCCUGAAGGAUGAACAACACCUGUUUCGAUGUAAGUAACGCAGCAGUGCGGGAGGUAAGAUGAAUGAUGCUUAUUAAUUGGUUGCCAAAAUAGUCGUAUUUAUCACUUGAAGUCUUGUCAUAAAAAGUAAAAAGAGAGGUGGGCAGUCUGCAUUAGAAGAGAUGGGUGCAACUCAUGGCUUCCAUUUGUCGUAUCUAGAAAAGCAGAGAGUAAUAGAGAGUGUGCUUUGAGUAAGAUCAAGGACCUCCACCGCGAGCAAGAGAGGAUCAGAUCUUUUCAUCCUCCUUUCGCCAAGGUGCUCCUAUGUAGUGAUACACUUGCUCCAUGAUUUAGUUGAAUCUGCAUAGUCAAAUUAACAGCCAUGAGAAUCGAC